CCACCUCGCAAUACCACACGACACAUCCUCAUUGUCGCAUUCAUAGCAUCCCGAGACAGGAGCUGUUCGGCUGCUCACACCAACAAAGCUAGCUCUCUGGUGUAGCUCCCGAGCUGCGAUACCCGCUGUGGCUCACUCGCGAUGGCCCCACCGGGCGUGAUCGCCCACCCUCACUCCUCAAACGGUCUCGCAGUUGCUUCAUCCUCCUCAUCUGCAACGACGAACACCGUGGGCGUCUCUGCUGAAGCUCUCACACGCAUCUUCAGCAACCUCAAGUCAAAAGAUGAAUUGACGAGGAUCUCUGCGGGCAGGGAGCUUGGCCACUAUGUCACCCUUGCAGCGCCAGGCCUGCAAGGCGAUUCCCUCAAUGUCUUCAACAACGACCUCAAUCGUCGUAUCUUCGAGCUAACUCACAGCCCAAAUGCUCACGAGAAGCUUGGCGGUAUCAUUGCCAUUGAGUCUCUCAUUGACUUGGAGAGCGAAGACAAUUCUGCAAGAUUGUACCGCUUCUACCAGUACCUCAAACCCAACCUUCCUUGCAAUGAUCCUCAAGUGAUGAUAGCAGCAUCGAAGGCCUUGGGAAGAGUGUCAAAGAUCGGAGGUCACUCCCUCGGAGAUCAAUUCAUCGAAUUCGAAGUGCUACGAGCCUUGGACUUCUUACAAGCCGGCGAUCGGAAUGAGUCCGGAAGGUACGCAGCUGUGCUCAUCAUCCGCGAGAUGGCUCGCAACGUUCCCCACCUCUUCCACGUAUAUGUCCCGCGAGUGCUAGAGCGCAUCUGGGUAGCGCUGAGGGACACACGCUUGAUGGUCAGAGAGGGAGGCGCUGAAGCACUAGGGGCUUGUCUGCAGAUCAUUGCUGCCAGGGAAAAGCAGAUGGGCACUCAGCUUUGCGAAUUGAUCGAUGAAGAGGCAGAGAAGGGGCUUAAACAACCUGCCGUUGAGACUGCUCAUGGGAGUAUGAUGGCGGUGCAAGAGCUAUUGCAGCACUCCAGGAGUUUCAUGAAGUCCCGCUUCCAUAGAGUUUGCGAGCUCAUAUUGCGUCUCCAUAGGACCAAAGACCCUCUGAUUAAGCGAACAGUGACAAGUAUGAUACCAGUCUUAGCCAACUACGAUCCCCAAUUUUUCGGCGACACACACCUUUACGAGGUCAUGAAUAUGCUGACUGAUCAGCUGAGGAAAGACAGGGACAAGGCGACCAAAGAAUCGACCACUCAGAUCUUCGAGACCAUUGGACUGGUCUCAGCGGCCAUGGGGACCAGGAUGAAGCAAUAUAUUGACUCUGUUCUGGCUUGCGUCAAGGAUGCGCUACAGAGCCGAAACAACAACAAGCAAAGGAAUGCUACUACCGUACCGGAGGCUCCGGUCUUCUUCUGCAUUGGGCAUUUGGCGGCAGCUGUUGGUCCCCACCUGACAAAGUACAUGCACGAAUUGCUUGAUCUGAUGUUCGCAUGCGGGCUGAGCGAAGCUCUAGUGAUGGCACUGGAAAGGCUCGUGAGAGCAAUUCCUCCUUUGCUGCGAAUCGUGCAAGAUCGUCUGCUGGACAUGCUCUCGAUGACCCUGAUUGGUCAGCCCUACCGAGCGCUCGGGGCACCCAAUCCUUUCAUACGUCACAAUGCCGAGAUCACUGUCCCGACAUCAAACAUGGCAACCAUCACCGUAGCGCUGGAGACGCUUGGAGCAUUCGAUUUCAGUGGACACAUCCUCAAUGAGUUUGCAAGAAAUUGCACCCUCCCUUAUCUCGAGGAUGAUAACUCGGAAAUCCGGAAGGCUGCUGCUGUAACAUGUGCACGGCUCUUCAGUCAUGAUCCAAUCUGCUACCAAACCAGCAUGCACGCAAUCGAAGUUGUCAACGAUGUCCUUGACAAGCUCAUGACCGUUGGAAUCGCAGAUCCCAAUGCAGAGCUACGCAAGACCGUCUUGUCCGCCUUGGACGAGCGAUUUGAUCGACAUCUCGCCCAGUCCGAGUAUGUACGGUCUCUGUUCGUGGCACUGAAUGACGAAAAUUUCGCUGUGCGAGAGAUCGCCAUUAUCAUCAUCGGAAGACUGGCCAAGCACAAUCCUGCCUACGUCAUGCCCUCGCUACGGAAGGCCCUCAUUCAGCUACUGACGGAGCUCGAGUACUCUACUGUAAGCCGCAACAAGGAAGAUGCUGCUAAGCUUCUUACCGAGGUCUUCAGGGCUUCCUCACGUCUGGUCAAGUCCUAUGCAUUGCCGAUGCUGGAGAUCCUGCUUCCUCGAGCCAAUGACCCAAGUCCAGGGGUAGCAGCACGUGUCAUGGAGUGCCUUGGGGAGCUUGCCAAGGUCGGCGGAGAAGACUUGCUUCCUCACGUAGAGCAGCUCGUGAAGCUAGCCAUAGAGCAGCUUGCUGGCCAUUCGGCUGCUCAGGCCUCCACAAUGAAGAGAGACGCCGCGCUCAGAACGUUGGGUUUAGUAGCGUCAAAUACUGGUCAUGUCGUGGAGCCAUACCUGAAGUAUCGCAACUUGCUCGCCACCAUAGUCAAAAUUCUCAGAACAGAGAAUUCUCCGGCUGUGCGGCGCGAGUCCAUCCGAGUCAUGGGCAUUCUGGGUGCGCUUGAUCCCUAUCGCUACAAAGUACUCGAAAAGCAUGUAGAUGACGGUAUUGUGACGACUACGCAAGGCGGCGGAGCGAUUGGAGCCGGGGAAGUUACCAACAAGGACUCGCUGCCCACGGAUCUACUGGAAAUGGCCAUGACGAUGGGCACCUCGUCCGACGAGUUCUACCAGUCGGUCACCAUCGAGGCACUCCUUGCCAUUCUCAAAGACCUGACAUUACCCGUGCAUCAUCAUGCCGUCAUUGAGGCAAUCAUGUACAUGUUCAAGACCCAGGGGAUGAAGUGUGUGCCCUUCCUGCCGCAGAUAAUUCCUGCGUUCCUUGAUGUCAUCAAGAAUUGCACCACAAGCUUGGCCGAAUUCUACUGGCAACAGCUGGGCAUCCUGAUCAGUAUCAUCAAACAACACGCCCGCAACUACCUGAAUGAGAUCUUCGGUCUCGUGCGCGAGCAUUGGUCUUCUGCAUCAAAUACACACAUCAUACAGCUCACCAUCGUUUCCGUGGUAGAGGCGGUCGCAAAGGCUCUCGAGGGCGAAUUCAAGAGCUACCUCCCAAUAUUGCUGCCGAACAUGCUCCAGACGUUCCAGGGCGAGCUCAAUCAGAAACGCCAACAGCCUACGCUGAUGAGGAUACUACACGCCUUUACUGUGUUCGGAUCCAGCAUCGAGGAGUAUCUUCAUCUGAUAUUGCCACCUGUAGUCGAACUCUUCGAGCGACCCGAUGCUUCUCUUCAGCUCCGUAAGACUGCCAUCACCACUGUGGCACAGCUCACUCGCAAAGUGAACUUCUGUGAUCACGCCUCGAGAGUCAUUCAGCCCCUCGUCCGUAUCCUCAAGGGCAACAACAGCGAGCUGAGAGUUGCAGCGCUGGACACUCUCGCAGCACUAAUCUACCAACUCGGUCCCUCGUACGCCAUCUUUGUACCUGUUGUCAACAAGGUCGUUGCUCAGAAUCGUAUCCCUCACGCGAAGUAUGACACUCUUGUCAGAAAGCUUCUGGAUGGGGAGAAGUUCCCGCCGGAGCUCGGACCAACAGACGGAGCUCUGGAAGACAAGACGGACGAUGCUCCAUUGGCCGAGGCCACCAAGAUGAGUGUGAAUCAAUUGCAUCUCAGGCAAGCGUGGGACACGUCCAAGAUUUCGACCGCAGAUGACUGGCGGGAGUGGUUGCGGCGAAUGGCCGUCGAGUUCAUGCGGGAGUCGCCCUCACACGCCCUACGAGCUUGUCGCAGCUUGGCCGAUGUCUAUCACCCCCUCGCUUACAACUUGAUGAACACAGCGUUCGUCUCGUGUUGGCCAGAGCUUUUCUCCCACUAUCAAGACGAUCUGGUUCGCGCGAUCGAGACGGCAUUUGACGCUCCGGAGGUGCCAGAUGAAGUGGUCAUGCGACUACUCAACCUCGCUGAAUUCAUGGAGCACGACGACAAAGCCCUGCCGGUUGACAUUCGCCUUCUCGGUCAAAAAGCCUUCAAAUUCCACUCGUACGCAAAGUCCCUACACUACUACGAGUCAAUGUUCCUUUCAGGUCCUUCGGCUGACAUUGUCGAGAAUCUGAUCGACAUCAACAGUCGACUUGGCAAUCAAGACGCUGCUUUUGGCACCUUGACGUAUGCCAGGGAACAGUUGGACAUUGUACACCAUGAAGAAUGGUUUGAAAAGCUCGGUCGAUGGGAGGACGCGUUGGUCGCCUACGAUCGCAAGGCAGCGGCGACGGGCUCUGAACCACUCGAAUCGACUUUCGGCAGGAUGCGUUGUCUUCACGCCCUUGCUGAGUGGGAAAAUCUUUCCACAUUGGUCCAGGAUAAGUGGGUCACAGCAUCGGGUUCGGAGAGGACGCAGAUGGCUCCAUUGGCCUGUGCAGCAGCAUGGGCACUCGGCCAGUGGGAUGCCAUGGAGGAGUUCAUCGCCUCGAUGAGGUCUGACUCAUCGGAACGAUCCUUCUAUCGUGCCAUCUUGCACGUGCAUCGAUCACAGCGUCAGCAGGCUAACAAGCAUAUCACUCGUGCGCGAGAUUCGCUCGACCAAGAACUGACGGCUCUCAUCAACGAGAGCUAUACACGAGCAUAUGGGCUCCUGGUGAGGACGCAAAUGCUGUCUGAGCUAGAAGAGGCUCUCAUCUACAAGCUCGAUUACCGUGAGCAGCCCGACAGACAGGCUACGAUGCGGUCAACCUGGAUGAAGAGGCUGAAAGGCUGUCAACCAGAUGUCGAGGUAUGGCAGAGGAUCCUGUCCGUCCGCUCUAUUGUGUUGACACCGGCCGAUGACACCGAGACUUGGAUCAAAUUUGCCAAUCUUUGCAGAAAGUCAGGUCGGAUGGUUCUCGCAGAGAAGACCCUGAAUUCUCUAUUGGGUCCGGAUUCAACUGCCAACGGCGGGCAGAUGGAUACACACUCCCCAUCGAAUGCAGCUGGCGGACCAAAAGCGCCGCCACAAGUCAUCUACGCUCACUUGAAGUUCAUGUGGGCUAGCGGUGCCAAGCUGGAAAGUCUGAACUAUCUGCGCGACUUCACUGUGAAUCUAGCGGAGGACCUUGGUCUUCAUGGCAUUGACGAGCGUGGAAAUUUGGUUCAGCCAGAUUGGCAAGCUUCGCCCAAGCUCGCCGAGUAUGCCCGUCUGCUUGCGAGGUGCUACUUCAAGCAGGGAGAGUGGCAAGCUGCACUGAACGAAGACUGGGUCACCGACGAUUCUCUGAACGUUAUCAACUCGUACCAUCGCGCUACUGAAUUGGACCGCAGCUGGUACAAAGCAUGGCAUGCCUGGGCGCUGGCCAAUUUCGAUGUGAUCUCGCAUCACGAGCGAUUGGGCAAUGACAUUACCCCUCAGAUGAUCGCCGCCAGCAUCGUGCCCUCGGUACAAGGAUUCUUCAGGUCCAUUGCCCUCGCCAGUGGCAAUUCACUACAAGACACACUGCGUCUCUUGACUCUCUGGUUCAAAUUUGGCUACCAAGAGAACGUAGCCGAGGCGGUGUCUGAAGGCUUUAACAGUGUCAUUGUGGAUACGUGGCUCGAGGUGGUUCCACAAAUUAUCGCUCGUAUCAACAUGCCAUCGGCGCGAGUCCGUCGAUUGAUUCACCACCUGCUCUCCAACGUCGGAACUGCUCAUCCUCAGGCUCUUGUGUAUCCAUUGACCGUCGCUGCCAAGUCGCCGAGUCUGCAGCGAAUCCAGGCUGCCAUGGCGAUCAUGAACAAUGUCAGAGAGCACAGUCCUCGCCUUGUUGAGCAAGCGCUGUUGGUCAGCAACGAGCUCAUUCGAGUCGCGAUUCUAUGGCAUGAGCUAUGGCACGAGGGUCUGGAAGAGGCGUCUCGACUCUACUUCACCGAACACAACAUCGAUGGCAUGUUCGCCACUCUGGAGCCGCUCCACGAAGCCCUUGAAAAGGGCCCCGAGACACUGCGAGAGACGUCCUUUGUUCAGACACAUGGCCGAGACUUGGCAGAGGCUCGGGAGUAUGGUCGCCGCUACCGUCAGCACGGAGAGAUCGGCGACCUGAAUCAGGCUUGGGAUCUCUACUACCAUGUCUUCAAGCGCAUCGCGAAGCAGCUGCCCGCAACUAAUUCGGUCCAGCUGGACCUGCAGUAUGUCUCGCCUAAGCUGUUGGCACUGCGCAACCUCGAAUUGGCAGUGCCAGGUACCUACCACAGUGGCCAGCCGAUUGUGCGCAUCAGCACAUUUGAGCAGACCGUCUUGACCAUCUCGUCGAAGCAGCGGCCACGUCGACUGAAGAUGAAGGGAAGCGAUGGCAGGACUUACCAGUAUCUACUGAAGGGCCACGAGGAUCUUCGACAGGAUGAACGUGUCAUGCAAUUGUUCGGGCUUGUCAACACGCUCUUGUCAAUCGACUCUGAAUGCUACAAGAGGCGUCUGGACAUCCGACGAUAUCCAGUCAUCCCGCUCUCGCCCAACACGGGAAUGCUGGGUUGGGUAGAGAAUACGGAUACACUGCACGUCUUGAUCAAGGAGUACCGAGAGCAGCACAAGAUCCUGCUCAACAUUGAACAUCGUCUGAUGCUACAGAUGGCGCCAGACUACGAUCACAUCCCUCUGCUGCACAAGGUGGAAGUAUUCGAAUAUGCUUUGGACAACACACCCGGCCAGGAUCUGUACAGGGUCCUCUGGUUGAAGUCUCACAGUUCCGAGGCAUGGCUCGAGAGGAGGACGAACUACACGCGCUCACUGGCAACGUCAUCGGUGGCGGGCUACAUCCUCGGUCUGGGCGAUCGUCACCCGAGCAAUCUGCUCUUGGACCGCCUGAGUGGCCAAAUUAUCCAUAUCGACUUUGGUGACUGCUUCGAGGUAGCACGUCAGCGACCCAAGUUCCCAGAGAGGGUGCCCUUCCGCCUGACCAGGAUGCUGGUGAAUGCAAUGGAAGUGGGAGGUGUGAAGGGUGCCUUCAAGGUGACGUCGGAGAAUGUCAUGCGGGUGCUACGGGACAACAAGGAAAGUGUACUCGCCCUCCUCGAGGCAUUUGUACACGAUCCUCUGAUCAGCUGGCGUCUCGUGGCGGACGAGGCGAAUGAGCAACAGCGUGCUCCUGACGCUAGCGAGCACGAAGGUGUUGGGGUGGGUGGAGCGGGACCGCGACAGAUGGGCGAUGUGAGGAAUCAGAGGGCGCUGGAGGUGGUGAGGCGUAUUCAAAACAAGCUCAACGGCAGGGACUACGGACCCCAGCCGUUGAGCGUUUCGGAGCAGAUGAGUAGGUUGAUCGAGGAGGCUACCAACAAUGAGAAUCUCGCAGGAGCAUUCAUUGGAUUCUGUAGCUUCUGGUAAGAAAAGGGGGCAGAGGGAGAGAAUCAUUGGAAGCAAAUCUUGUCAUCAUACCAAUAUUGUUCCGGCUCCCUGUAGUGUACACAAUGCAUUGGUCUUUCGAUACAAC
Microstroma glucosiphilum is the source of this 7444-nucleotide messenger RNA. Its product is annotated as putative TOR1-1-phosphatidylinositol 3-kinase. The transcript has a single exon. The coding region runs from base 142 to 7338 and encodes 2398 amino acids. Gene Ontology annotation, molecular function: protein binding; protein serine/threonine kinase activity; protein-containing complex binding. Gene Ontology annotation, biological process: TOR signaling; negative regulation of macroautophagy; protein phosphorylation. The record is from RefSeq and is a predicted model, not a curated record. Lineage: Eukaryota; Fungi; Basidiomycota; Exobasidiomycetes; Microstromatales; Microstromataceae. Gene Ontology annotation, cellular component: TORC2 complex; nucleus; TORC1 complex.